CCUAGCGGGGAGACUGCGCUACACGCGGCGUCGGCGGCGUCAGGAGGGGAGCUCGGCGAGGCUGCCAUGGCAGAGCCCAGCGGGGCGCGUCCUUACCUGCUCGCUUGAGAGAUGAUUGACAACGAGCUGCCGCCUCUCCAUGGAGCGGGAAGGAAGGGGAGCCGCUGAAGCGUCGGGGGGAUUUUGCUGAGGGGAAAGGAAAGAGGACUCGGCUGCUGCUGACGCGGAGCGCUGAGGUGGGCAGCCAGCCGGCCGCGAUAGCAAGGACUCCGCUCAGGCGAAGAAGGGCCCGCGGAGAAGGAAGCGAGCGAGCGAGCGACUGACUGACUGGACUUGGCCCUUUCCCCCUCGACGGGGAGACCCCAUCUCGGCGGUUCCCCGGGUUGCCCGAGCGACCCCGCGGGCAGGUCUUGGCGCCGAGGGCGGCUCUCGCGAUGCGCUGCCUGCCGCUGCUCGGCUUCUUCGCCUGGGGCUUCGCGAGCUUGCCUGGGCCCAGCCGAGGAGCUUCCCCUCCUCCCUGCCCGCUUUCCUGCAGCUGCGAUGGGGACGGCGGGGUGGACUGCUCCGGGAAAGGGCUCGCCGCCGUGCCCGAGAGACUCAGCGCCUUCACCCACACCUUGGAUAUCAGUAUGAACAAUAUAACAAGGUUACCAGAAGAUGCAUUCAGGAAUUUUCCUUACCUUGAAGAGUUACGGCUGGCUGGCAAUGACCUCGCUUUUAUUCAUCCGAAGGCCUUGUCUGGGUUGAAGGAGCUCAAAGUUCUCACUCUGCAGAACAAUCAGUUGAAAACUGUUCCCAAUGAGGCCAUCAGGGGACUCAGUGGACUACAGUCCUUGCGCUUAGAUGCUAACCACAUUACUGCUGUCCCAGAAGACAGUUUUGAGGGCCUCGUUCAACUGCGACACCUGUGGCUGGAUGAUAACAGUUUGACUGAAGUCCCUGUUGUUCCUCUCAGCAAUCUUCCAUCCCUGCAGGCCUUAACCUUGGCUCUCAACAAAAUAACCAGCAUCCCUGAUUUUGCUUUUACAAAUCUCUCAAGCCUCGUUGUCCUGCAUCUCCAUAACAAUAAAAUAAAAACACUGGGACAUCAUUGUUUUGAUGGAUUAAACAACCUAGAAACCUUAGACUUGAAUUAUAACAACAUGGCAGAGUUCCCUGAAGCAGUAAAAGCACUUCCAAGCCUAAAAGAGCUGGGAUUUCACAGUAAUUACAUUUCCGUGAUCCCUGACAAUGCAUUUGCAGGAAACCCACUUCUUCGUACUAUACAUCUGUUUGAUAACCCAUUAUCCUUUGUUGGGAACUCAGCUUUUCAAAACUUGUCAGAUUUGCAUUCCCUGGUCAUUCGUGGCGCCAGCAUGGUGCAGUGGUUUCCUAACUUAACAGGAACCACCAAUCUGGAAAGCCUGACUUUUACAGGCACCAAAAUAAGCAGCAUCCCCAUUGAUCUAUGCCAAGAACAAAAACUGCUUCGGACGUUGGAUUUAUCUUAUAACAACAUAAAACAACUUCCAAGUUUUAAAGGUUGCAGUUCCCUGGAAGAAAUAUCUUUGCAGCAUAAUCAAAUUGAAGAAAUCAAAGAAGAUAUAUUCCAGGGGCUGACUUCUCUACGUACCCUAGAUCUCAGCAGAAAUUUGAUCCACCGAGUUGACAAGGAAGCAUUUACUAUGCUGGGUGCUAUUACCAACCUAGAUUUAAGUUUCAAUGCAUUGACUUCAUUUCCAACUAGAGGCCUGGCUGGGUUAAACCAGCUUAAACUUGUAGGCAAUACAGAACUGAAAGAAGCUUUGGUGGCAAAGGACUUUGUAAAACUCAGAUCUCUUUCUGUUCCAUAUGCGUACCAAUGCUGUGCUUUCUGGGGCUGUGACUCUUAUUUAAAUGCUAACACAGAAGAUCCCAGUCACAAAGAUUCAGUUGCACAUGAGCGAGGUGCACCAGAAGCAGAUUACUUAAGCAGCGAUAAGAAUGAAGAACUUGGCCAGACAAUAAUUCACUGUACCCCCACAACAGGUGCUUUCAAGCCCUGUGAAUACUUACUGGGAAGCUGGAUGAUCCGUCUUACAGUCUGGUUUAUUUUUUUGGUUGCCUUGUUCUUCAACAUGCUUGUCAUGUUAACUAUAUUUGCUCCUUGUACUUCACUGCCUUCCUCCAAACUAUUCAUAGGCUUGAUUUCUGUCUCUAACUUAUUUAUGGGGGUCUACACUGGCAUAUUAACUUUCCUGGAUGCAGUUUCUUGGGGUAGGUUUGCUGAAUUUGGUAUCUGGUGGGAGACUGGCAGUGGUUGUAAAGUUGCUGGGUUUCUGGCCAUCUUCUCUUCAGAAAGUGCCAUUUUUUUCCUGAUGCUAGCAGCCAUUGAGCGGAGCUUAUCUGCAAAGGAAAUAAUUAAAAAGGGUAAAAGCAAUAAUCAGAAACAAUUUCGAAUUGCUGCUAUUUUUGCUUUCCUGUGUGCACUUGUAGCAGGAUGCUUACCACUUUUCCAUAAGGGAGAGUAUUCUGCAUCACCUCUCUGCCUGCCCUUUCCCACUGGAGAAACUCCUUCCCUAGGGUUCACCGUUACAUUAGUGCUCCUAAACUCAUUAGCCUUCUUGCUCAUGGCUAUUAUUUAUAUCAAACUUUACUGCAACUUGGAAAAGGAAGACCUCUCUGAGAACUCACAGGCUAGCAUGAUUAAACAUGUUGCUUGGCUAAUCUUCACCAACUGCAUCUUUUUUUGCCCGGUUGCAUUUUUCUCCUUCGCUCCGCUCAUCACUGCAAUUUCUAUUAGCCCUGAAAUCAUGAAGUCUGUCACACUAAUAUUUUUCCCAUUACCUGCUUGUUUGAAUCCAGUCUUGUACAUCUUCUUCAACCCCAAAUUUAAAGAAGAUUGGAAAUUACUGAGAUGGCACAUCACCAAGAAAAGUGGGACUGGAACAGUUGCUGUCAAUACUCAAGGUGGCUGUGGGGCGCAGGAUUUUUACUAUGACUGUGGCAUGUACACACACCUGCAGGGCAACCUUACCAUGUGUGAAUGUUGUGAAUCACUACUUAUAUCAAAGCCUGUGCCAUGUAAACACUUAAUAAAAUCCCACAGUUGUCCAGCUCUGACAGUAGUGCCUUGCCAAAGGCCAGAUGGCUAUUGGUCAGAUUGUGGUACCCAGUCUGCUCAUUCUGAUUACGCUGAUGAAGAGGACUCUUUUGUGUCGGACAGUUCAGAUCAAGUACAGGCCUGUGGACGUGCCUGUUUCUAUCAAAGCAGAGGUUUCCCAUUGGUUCGUUAUGCCUACAACAUCCCAAGGAUUAAAGACUGAAAGACUUUACUGCAAAGCAUAUGAUUAAAGAGGAGGAAGUAUGAUGCUUCAAAGACCAUGGCUGUUCUGACCUUUUACCUGGAAGCACUUUUAUAACCAUCAUCUGAUGUUAGUUAAAAACAAGGGAUGUAGGCAGUGAAUGUCUUGAACAAUGUAUUUUAAAUAAGAGCUGUUGCUCUUAAUGUAAAUAAUUGGAAAACCAAAAUUUAUAAUCCCAUUGUUUUUUACUCUUUUUUCCAAGCAAUUAUGUAUUACAUUCUUAGACUAUUUUUCCAUGUUGUUAUCUAAUUGUAACUUACUGCUCCUGUUGUGACGUGAAUUCUGCCAACUUUUCUAGUUAAGCACAAUACAACAGAAAGCAGUUCACACACACACACACAUUUUUAAAUGUGAUUUUAUUAUAGCAAGGGAAAAAUUGUUGCUAACUUUUGUAUAGCAUUUCUGACUGAAUCUCAGGACAUUUUACUGCAGGGCCAAAAGAAGAGAGUACUCUUCCCAAAUGCAACUGUGAGACAAAUACGGGGAAAAACAUGCUAUGUUUUCAUAAUUUAACCUGUAGCUAACUUUGUCUGGAAUGAAAACAUUUAUUUCAGUAAAAUACUUUGAUCCCCUCUUAAUAGAAUCUGAACAGUUUGAUUGAAUAGCCUUUCAGUUCAGAUACUGCUUGAUAGCCAAUGAAAACUUUGGGCUUUUGCAUGCUGGACAAACAUCAAAAUGAGUUUUGCCAAAUUUGUGCUUUGUGUUUCAAAGGGCUGGAUCCAAACUUCACUGUCCACAAAUAGAAAGGCUGCUUGCAUACACAGGCAGCUUUUUAUCCAAGAGUGCCCCACUGGUAAAGGCAGAUUUUGCAGAUUUCUCCCCUCCACCUGCAGCCCCCAGUGCCAGCUUCCACACUAUUCUGAAGGAUCCCCUAACCCUUGGCAAUACUGUGGAAUGUAUUGCAGGGGGAUGGGGGGAAUUGGCAAAAGUCAUCCCCUCCAUACACACCUUGCCCCAAAUGCUGUCAGGAGCAUCCCCUGAGCACAACUCUGUUCAGAGGUUGCUUUUGCCAUUGCUCUGACCCUACAACCUCUAGGGUAAAUAUAGCACUUUGCGGAAUAGUCUACAUACCUAAUUGGGGGUUGCCUAAUGCACACCCAGAGCAUUUUUUGACAUAGAAAACAACAGGAUAACCACUAUCACCUGAGAGAACCUCAGUUUUGGGACCGUGCCAUGUGUCUCGAGAGAGCAAAAAAUGUGUGACAUGAACAGCCACUGAAAGGUAGAAAUGAACAUGCUCUUCAGGAAGGGAAAUGAUGUUAGGGGUGAAAUCACAGUACAUAGUACUUUGCAAUAAUAAUAAGGUUAUUUGGAGUAAAAGAUUGGGAUGUUCACAAACUUUGAAACAAGGCAUGUAAGGAGUCCCACAACGCUAGGAAUUUUUGUUUUGAUGCUAUUUUACAGUAAUGUGGAAAUGGAUUGUCUUGCAUUAAAGUGGGGGAGGGGCAUGGCAAGUUGAAUAAUUGCAUCUUUAGAUGUGAGGCCCUGAUUGCUUCAUAAUUAUAAGGAGCGAUCCUUGAUAUAUGCCCUUAACCUGAAGUCUGAGCAGCAUAAUAUGAAUGCAUAUCAAACUAAAUCUUACAUUUUUUGGAAGAAAAUGUUAAGUUGAUCGCAAUUCCACUGCCAUACCAGUAAUUCUGGCAUAAUUUUUACUAAAUGAUUAAAACUACAGUAGAUUGCAGUUAGGAAAAUUAAACUGUACAUAAUGUGCAUAAAAAGUAUUUUCUUUGUAUUGUAAAUUAUUUGAUAGAACACAUGAUGGGAAACGUGGCUUCAGUGCAUUUUGUUAAUUAAGGCUACCUCCUGAAAUAUAACAGCUGCCAGUAGCAGAAUGUUUAAAUUGUGGUUUAUAUACUUUUUUGCAUUGUAAAUAAACAUUGGUUGUACAUUGUUGUUGUAAUAAAACCAGAAGCUUUGUAUAUCGAAAUUAUUUAGCUUGUACAAAAUAUGGGAUGCUAUCAAUCUCGUAUACUGUAAUUUUUGUAAGCCUAAAUCAUUCAUAGUAAAAUCAAAGAAAAUCAAAAA
Lacerta agilis (Sand lizard) is the source of this 5348-nucleotide messenger RNA. It is a transcript of the gene LGR4, whose product is annotated as leucine rich repeat containing G protein-coupled receptor 4. NCBI's taxonomy places the organism in Eukaryota, Metazoa, Chordata, Lepidosauria, Squamata, Lacertidae. Gene Ontology annotation, molecular function: protein binding; G protein-coupled receptor activity; protein-hormone receptor activity. Gene Ontology annotation, biological process: G protein-coupled receptor signaling pathway. The coding region runs from base 435 to 3284 and encodes 949 amino acids. Gene Ontology annotation, cellular component: membrane. The record is from RefSeq and is a predicted model, not a curated record. The transcript has 18 exons.